AUGAGUACAACUGGCCAUCGUGCGGGAGUCUUCAAGAAGCCGGCAAAGCCGCACAAGUCGUGGAAGGGAAAACGUACGAAAGGAGAGAUCACAACCGAGAAUCGAGGCCGCGAAGGCGUCAAACAGCUCACUCGCUCCGCCCACUCCACGCAUCGUGCCGUCUCAAAAGACGCUCGUCGAAAUCAGCUCAAAAUGGCGAGAGAUCGAAAGAUGGCUGAUGCGAUGGAGAGACGCAGAACGUCGAAUGCUCCGUGUCUUGUGACAAUCCUAUCCCUUGGCGUCGGUGCCCGCCCCUCAGAAUUCCUCAAAAAAUUGGCGACGUGCGACGAAACAAUUGUCCAAACGCACUCCCCAUCCACCAUCGACUUCGCGAUUCCACGUUUCAAAUCGCGAAUCUCCUUCCUGACUCCAGACAAGGAGAAUGUCGAUUCCGUUCUUGACGCCAUCCGCGCUUCCGACGUCCUCUGCUUCCUAUGGCCUCUUUCGGCGGAACUCUCUGAAUGGGAUGAGCAAUUGCUCACGAUUUGCAAGGCCGCUGGUCUCCCAACAAUCGUUAGUGUUGUCCCAGGACUCGGUGGAAUUCAGAAUCAUAAGAAGAAAGAAGACGUGAGAAAAGGAAUCGAGUUCACUAUUUCGAAAUGGAGCAUGAGCAAUGCUGGAGUGAUGCCUGCGGAUUCUGUCACUGAUAACCUCCAAUUGCUUCGAACUCUGAAUGAAACUAAAAAGAAGCCGUUGACCCUCCAAGCUAGACACUCCUAUAUGCUUGUUGAGAAUCUGGAAGCCACUGAAUCUCCAGAAGAUUCUUCUAAAAUCACUUUAAAGGCUCAGGGAUACCUCAGAGGACCGGAAUGGAACGCCAACAAUCUUAUCCAUCUUCCAGGCUUUGGAGAUUUUCAAAUUUCGAAAAUCGAGACUGCCGCUGAUCCGCAUCCCUUGAAGACGUCACCACCGAAGGGUGCAGAAGUCAUUGCAAAGGCUGACGAGAAGCGGCAGAGUUUGGAAACAGAGAUCACUCUAGAUGCGAUGGAUGGAGAGCAGACGUGGCCAACGCAGGAGGAGUUGGAGGAGGCUGAUAAGGAGAUGCGUCGUGUGCCAAAAGGAACGUCUUCAUAUCAGGCAGCGUGGAUUUUGGAUGAUUCGGAGGAUGACGAAGAUGAAGAAGAUGAGGAUGAGGAUAUGGAUGAUGAAGAAGAGGAUAAGGAUCUAGAAGAAGAUGACGAGGAGGAAGACACUCCAAUGGAUCUGAAAUCGGAAGCCGGAGAAACCACAGCUUCUGAGAUGAUGUUCCACGAUGAAAUCGACGAGGACAUCAAUCUCGCAGAAGUUGAAAAGUACCGAAAAGAACGAGAGAACGCUCAAUGGCCAGACGAAGUGGACACUCCGAUCGAUCAGCCAGCGAGAAUUCGUUUCCAAAAGUAUCGUGGAUUGAAGAGUUUCCGUACGUCUACAUGGGAUGCCAAAGAGAAUCUACCAGUGGAUUACGCGAGAAUUUUCCAAUUUGCCAAUUAUAAAAAUACGAAAAAGAAUGUGAUGUCCAAGAUUGGAGGGAACGAUGUGGAUGCUGGCGACGCAGUGAUUGAUAAGAAAUUCAACGGAGUCUUCGCAAGUGUCUAUAUUGAAAAUGUGCCUGUCUCUGUGAUGGAGGCUUAUAAGGAGACGAAGAAUCUCGUGCUCUUCCAACUUCUCCCUCACGAACAGAAGAUGUCGAUUCUGAAUAUGGUUCUGAAGAAGCAUCCAUCGUGUACAGUCCCGAUUGGUUCUGAAGAUCAGAAAUUCAUCUUCUACGUGGGAUUCAGACAAUUCGAAGCGCACGCUGUGCUUUCGUCGAAUACGCCUGGGGACAAGUUCAAAUUGGAACGAUUCAUGCCGACGGAGAAGACGUUUGUGGCUACUGUAUAUGCACCGAUUACGUUUAAUCCGGCGACAGUGUUGUGUUUCAGACAAGAUGAUAAGGGAAGACAGGAACUCGUCGCCACUGGCUCAGUCCUCGACACGAAUCCGGAUCGAAUCGUCCUGAAACGUACCGUACUCUCCGGUCAUCCAUACAAGAUUAAUCGCCGUGCCGUCGUUGUCAGAUACAUGUUCUUUAAUAGAGAAGACAUUGAUUGGUUCAAACCAGUGGAACUCUACACGCCAUCAGGACGUCGUGGACACAUCAAAGAAGCUGUCGGUACUCAUGGACACAUGAAAUGUCGAUUCGAUCAACAGUUGAAUGCGCAAGACUCGGUUAUGCUUAAUUUGUAUAAACGCGUCUUCCCCGUGUGGGAUUAUUCGCUUUUUAAUCGCAACCUGAAUCCAUCUCGUUUCGUCGAACGUUCGCGUGUCGAAAGCAUCAGCUUGGUCCAAGAGGAUGCCAUGGAGGAAUAG
This is a messenger RNA of Caenorhabditis briggsae, 2367 nucleotides long. RefSeq names its product Protein CBR-TAG-151 (gene Cbr-tag-151). The record is from RefSeq and is a predicted model, not a curated record. Gene Ontology annotation, cellular component: nucleus; preribosome, small subunit precursor. Gene Ontology annotation, biological process: ribosome biogenesis; maturation of SSU-rRNA from tricistronic rRNA transcript (SSU-rRNA, 5.8S rRNA, LSU-rRNA); endonucleolytic cleavage of tricistronic rRNA transcript (SSU-rRNA, 5.8S rRNA, LSU-rRNA). The coding region runs from base 1 to 2367 and encodes 788 amino acids. Lineage: Eukaryota; Metazoa; Nematoda; Chromadorea; Rhabditida; Rhabditidae. The transcript has 7 exons. Gene Ontology annotation, molecular function: GTP binding; GTPase activity; U3 snoRNA binding.